UAAUCUAAUCUUUGAUUCUUUGUCUGUGGCGUGUGUAUUUUGUGUAUUUUUAUCGUUUUUUUACACCUUUACUUUCUGAAUAAACUUUAUUAGUUCCAAGCAGAAAAUCUUUAGGAACAUUAAUAAAAAAUGUGUUAUUUCAUUCCACAAGCCACUAGUAUAAAUAAAUUAAACACUUAUCAUACAUAAUUGUUAUCAAGUCCAAAAUGGAAGAAGAGCUCAGGUGUAUAUGCAAAGAAUUCUACAGGGAACCAGUUUUGCUUCCCUGCGGGCAUGCACUGUGUCGUGUUUGUGCUGUUUCCCUUCAAAUCCACGUUAACGAUAACGACAACGCAUCUGCAUUGAAUACAGACUACCAAGAAGCGGACAAAGCAUCUGUGUCGAGCGAAACCGAUAGUGGUGUAGUUUGUGGAUCAAGGCCCAACAGUUACGCGGGCACUCCAGCCGCGCCGGCAUAUUCUAGCGCAGUUUAUAACAUAACUUGUCCAUUGUGUGGUAAGCAAACAUUUUUGGACGAGAAUGGAGCCGAAGGGUUGCCCCCAUUUCGCGUUAUGCGAACUAUCGUCGAACGUUUCGGUGGUGUCACCGUGGCUCCUGCCGCGGAGGAAGCGUGUCAAAUGUGUGAAGGUGAUAAACGGGUGGCCAUUGUUCGCUGCGAGCAGUGUUCCGUACGUUACUGCGCCAGCUGCAGAGACGCCUGGCACCCGACUAGAGGCCCGCUGGCGCAGCAUGAGCUGAGAGCUCUGGGCACAAUGUGCACGGACCACGGCUCACCACCCGUCCUGUACUGCAACACGUGCCUGCUUCCUAUUUGUCAACGAUGUCUGGCUGAGAGACACUCUGCUCAUGAAACACAACAUUUAUCUAGUGCAUCUAGAACUCAUAAGACUGAAUUAUCUCAAACGCUACAACAACUGUCUGAAGAAGCGAAAGCUAUGACUGAAUGUAUACAACUAGUCAAAGGAUCGGGAGAUAAGAUCAAUGAAUCUUGUGAAGAAUUAGAAAGGCAAAUAGAUCAUGCUUGUCUGGAAAUCACACGUGCUGUCGAAAGAAGAAGAGAUGAGUUGAUAAGAGCUGCACGAAACACAAAAACGGAAGCUGUAGCAAACAUGCGCUCCUUCAUGUCGCAAGCUGCUCAAAAAGUGCAUGAAGCUACAGCAUUAUUACAUUUUUCAAUAGAAGCUUUAAAGGAAUCAGAUCAUGCAGCAUUUUUACAGGUGGGUAAAAUUCUAACAGCUCGGGCGCAAGAAACUGCAUCCGGCCUGCGGAUGUCACUCGAGACGCCGCCGUCGCCGCCGGCGCUCACGCUGGACAUCGAGCCUGUCUUGAGAACUGUCAAAGUCCUUAACUUUGUUGAAUGCAUACCGCCGGGCGCGCCCGAGCUGGCGGUGGAGGCGUGCGCGGCGCGCGGCUGCUCGUGCACGCUGGCGUGGCGUGCGCCGGCUUGCGCGCGCGCCGUGCGCGGCUACGUGCUGGAGCUGGACGACGGGCUGGGCGGGCCCUUCCGGGAGGUGUACUGCGGGCGCGAGACCGUGUGCACCAUCGACGGGCUGCACUACGCGUCGCUGUACAGCGCGCGGGUCAAGGCGUUCAACGGCGCGGGCGAGGGGCCCUACAGCGAGGUCAUCGGCUUGCAGACGUCGCCAGUGGCGUGGUUCACGUGGGACGCGCGCUGCGCGAGCGCGGAGGGCGGGCUGAGCGUGGACGCGGAGGGGCUGCGCGCGCGCGCCGCGGGCUGGCAGCCGCGCGUGGCGCUGGCCGACCAGCCGCUGGCGCGCGGCGUGCACUACUGGCGCCUGCGCAUCGACCACUACGACGGCAACGCCGACCCCGCCUUCGGAGUCGCGCGCGCCGACGUCGCUAGGGACAAGAUGCUUGGGAGCGACGCACUGGGUUGGGCGAUGUACAUCGACGGCUCGCGCUCGUGGUUCGUGCAUGGCGGCGCGCACGGCGGGCGCGCGGAGGGCGGCGUGGCGACCGGCUCCACGGUGGGCGUGCUGCUCGACCUCACGCGCGGCACGCUGCGCUUCACCGUCGACGAGCAGCCGCAGGUACGCACGGGCGAGCACAUCGACGGCUCGCGCUCGUGGUUCGUGCACGGCGGGCGCGCGGAGGGCGGCGUGGCGACCGGCUCCACGGUGGGCGUGCUGCUCGACCUCACGCGCGGCACGCUGCGCUUCACCGUCGACGAGCAGCCGCAGGGCGACAUCGCAUUCACGGGGCUACGAGGCGCGUUCUACCCCGCCGUGUCGCUCAACCGCGGCGUGGCGGUCACGCUGCAGCCCGGCCUGCCGCCGCCGCCGCCGCCCCCCGACCUCGACCUCUCCGCCCUCUCCAUAGAAUGACUCGUGUCACUGCAGACUUGCCCUUCCAUGUGAUAUUAUAAUCACUGGAAAGCGGAAUAUAUAAAUAGUUUAAAUAGGUAAUUAUGGUUGGUUUUCGUGACGUUUGUUUUCGUCUUACAAAGCGUACAAUGCUUUAAUUUGAUAUUUUUUUCAUUUUGUAUAAAUUUUAAAACAAAAUAGCUGCCAUAAAUGCACUUCAUGGCGCCUUUUUAUUCAAUUUUUAUCCAAAUUCUUUAUCCAAAGCAAGGGGUAAAUUGUUAAAAUUUACCCCUUGCUUUGGACUACGCUCAUUUGAUCUUCAGUAGUAAAGGAUGAAGAUGCAUCCUAAACACCGCCAACCUGCUUCGGAGCAGUGUGGUGGGUCACGAGACCAGGUCAUUGGAAUUAAAUAAUGAAUAUAGCGUUUUUUUAGAUAUCACUAUUUAUAACAAUAUGAAGCUUGUACACUAAACUUUGAUUUUUUUUUACGUCCGUACUUAAUUAAUACUUAUUUAUAUUUUUCAAUUAACUUAAUAUUUUUUUAUACUACUCGUAUGUUGAUAAAUGACAUUGUGAAGGUUGCUAAUAUUUUUUAUUUUAUUUUUACAAGACUGUGCAGGUUUAUGAAGAUUAUUAUAAAAGAAAAUUAAAUAUUAAUUUUAGUUUAAGCAACAUUUAUUCCAUAAUACGAAAAUUCGGGUAUACCUAAAAUUGUAAAUAAUGCAAAGCGAAGCUAUCAUAAUAUUAACUAUUAUUUUUAUUAUUAAUCUUGGAAGAACACAUAAUCAUACAAUAUAUUUUUAAAAAUAAACAGCGCAAAUUCUGUUGUACAAAAGCGUAACUUAUAGUCUGGCAAGUUCGUUGAUGACGCUCCCAUGAUAUGCGGGUGACGGGGGGAAAGACUGCGCGGGACUGGUGCGUGCGGGGAAGUGAAGUGCGUCAGUUGUGGGUUUUUCAUUUAUCACGCCUUCCAGCCCGCCCCAGCAUAGGGAGUGUUACGAACGAAGUUUCCAAGCUAUAAUUAGGGUUACAUCACACAUAAUAUAAACUCGAAAAGAGGUCGUUACCGCAUAAAUAAGAGAUCCGGCAUAUGAAAUAUAUACCCUCAUCUGUUAUUUAAUUGGAAUAAUAAGUGACUUUUUAGAAGAUUCAAAAGAAAAAACCAAUGUCGAUCAAAGGUAAUUCACAAUAUUUGUCAAGACAACUUAAUUAACAAAUCAAACUGUAACCAAAAUAAGACCGUAGAAUGGCAUAGAAUGAUCUUGAGUGGAGUCACGAACUUGUGAUCGUUGUAUGUAGGUUUAAGGGAUCCCUUUACAGUUAACUAACACUCCCUUUUUCCACCGCCUAUCACAAGUAACCCAUAAAGAAUUACACAACAAGAAAUGUGGAGUGCCUUAUCUCAAUUUCUGCGUGUGUGUAGUCUGCCAAUCCGCAUUGGGCCAGCGUGGUGGACUUUAUUAGUCUAACCUUUCUUAUUCUGAAAGGAGACUUGUGCUCAAAAGUGAAUCGAAUAUAAGUGGUUAUUGAUGAUACACGAUGAAUAAAUGAUAUUAUAGAGCUAGGAAACAUCGUACAAAUGACUUACAGCUUUUAACAUUAAAAAAAUAUAAUAUCGACAAAAGCAAUAUGGAGCCCCUUUAUAUAUAAUUACAUAUAUUAAAGAAAUACUAAAUUGUGAAAAAUAAAGAUUUCCGAUUUUGCCAUUAAUAUACCAGUAUACUGUAUGGUUUUCAUAGAUUAUCUCAGACACAUGUUAAUUUUUCAGUUCAAAGAUUUUUGUACAACAGAUUUAGCUGGCGUAAGUUUAGACAAAUGCAAAAGUGGUCAUGGACUUAAUAAUUAAAAUACUGCCAUUAAUCUAUACUUAUAAUAAAUCUGUAGAGAGGUCAAUUCUGUACAUGAAAUAUAUUUCCAAAAUAACUAUCAGGGGGUGAUUAGUGAUCGAUACUGAUGCCAAAAAUGCAAUCAGUAAAAUUUUUGUCUGUCUGUCUGUCUGUCUGUCUGUCUGUCUGUCUGUCUGUAUGUUCUUUAUAGAAACAAAAACUACUGGACGGAUUUUAACGAAACUUGGUACAACUAUUCUACAUACUCCUGGGCAGGUUAUAGUAUACUUUUCAUUGCGCUACGAUCAAUAGGAGCGGAGCAGUGAAGAGAAAUGUUGAGAAAACGGGAGAAGUUACUCAAUUUUUUAAGUUUCCGUCGCGUGUACAGCCUUAAUGGUUAAAGCUACAUAGAAAUCAUGUAUGACGGAAAUGUUCUCCUUAAAAUUAUCUAUAAAAACACAACAGCAUAUAUAUGUCUAUCUUUUAUGGUUGACUCACAAUAGCACGUGUAACUCUCGAUAGCUUAGCAGUUCGGAGCUUUCUAAUUAAAUUUGUCUACUCUUAUGUUUAUAACACUCAUCACUCAUCCCUAACUAAAAAAGUUAACAUUAUUACCUAUUCAAUAAAAAAAGAAUCAUAAAAAUCGGUAAAGAAACACCAAAGUUAUACAAGAAAUACGCUAAGCCAUCGCGCGUGCAUACUAAUUCAUGCUAUAUGGAUUAUUUUUGUGUAACGGUUGCCGCGCUCGACGCGACUCGCGGGGGGGGGAGGGGGAAUAAAUAAAGAAGUGCAGCAUUAAUGAGUAGGGUAGGGGUAGAGUAGGGUAGGGGUAGGGUAGGGUAGGGGUAGUGUAGGGUAGGGGUAAGGUAGGGGUAGGGCAGGGGUAGGGUAGGGUAGGGGUAGAGUAGUGGUAGGGUAGGGGUAGUUGAAAGUAUACAACGACUUUCACGCGGACGAAGUCGCGGGCGACCGCUAGUAUAAGAAUAAUUUUAAAUGAUUGGGUCGAUUGAGUCGUAUAAAUAGUGGAUGCACAAUCAGCGACCAAAAAAGUCCCCACUCAAUGAGUGCCAAACACAACUCUUGGCACUCAAUUCAAGUAUUCAUUUGCAAAUUCAACCCUAAACUCAAUACUUAAGGUUGAACUUGCUCUGAAUUUGGGAUUUUUAUUAUUAUUAUUUUAUUAUUGGAACACAUUUAAAAGCCUUUAGGUAUAAUUUUCUUUACCUAUAAUUCUAAAACUGUCAUAGCAAUAUUGGCCAGUUUUUAAGUGAAAUUUUCUAUAUGAUUGUGCGUCCUUUUAUUGUAAGAGGUCAAUGCCGCAGACUUAUAAAUUAGCUAGAUACCGCAAAUCUAUAGCAGUAACUUCUUUUGUAUUUUAGUUUUUGUAUUCUAUUAAAUGAAUGGCAUCUAGCUAAUUAUAAGUCCUUGAACGUAACUAUGGUGUGUCCUCAUUUGAGGUUUAAAUUAUUUUUAAUUAAUCACGUAUAGUGACUUCGCUUCAUCAAACUCAUGGUUCAUUCCGUUCGGACGAAAGAAUCCGUCGAUAUCAAUAUAGACAAUAUAACUAGGAUUUUUAGUAAAUGUUAUUUUUAAAAUCGUUAGAAUUAUACGUAAGCAUACUUAAAAAAUACAACCACUUCUGACUAGCGUUUGUGUUAGCGCAGCGUAGACGCCGCGACAAACGCGUCGCGUGCGUUGAGCUGUCGUGACGUCACGCUUGUAUAAUAGCGUUGUAUGCAUGAACCAGUGGCGGAUUUACCAGUAGGUUGAGUAGGCCUUCAAUUUGGCCCAAAAUAUUUUGUUUUACAGAAAUAAAGAAUAACAUAUCUAAAUAUACCUACAUAGAAAUAGAAACACUGUAUCAUUAAAAUUUUAAAAAUUAAUAAUAAUUUUAAAAGAAUUUUAUUAAAAUUUAUUACAGUGAAUAAAUGUAACUGAACAAAAAGAAAUAAAUAAAUUUAAAACCCAAGUUCUUGAGUUAAUGAAUUAAUUAAUAUCAAGAUGGCGCCCUUAAAGCAACUAUGACAUGACAAUUGACAGCAAAUGUCAAAUCGAGUACUGCAUUGAAAACGUCAUCAAUCCGCCAAUAUUUCGAAAGAAUUAAAGUAAAUUAGUAGAUUUGUAUAAUCAAAAAUAGUUUAAAAAAAUAUUUUCUUUUAUUGCCGCCAGUGUACUGAUCCUGGGCUCCAUACAAUUUUGGACCAUCUCCUUUAACGAAUAUUCUUACACUGUACGUGGUGUACAUAUACUAAAAUACUAACAUUUGCGUGACACUAUCAUAUAUACAAAACUGCUUUAAGCUGCCUAUAAAUGGGAGUAGGGUGGCGAAUUUCAGAGGUCAGUAGGAGGCAAAACUUAACAGCUUACUGGCGGCAAGUUUGUAAAUCCGCCACUGAAAUGUAUUGUGAUGUCAUCGUUGACGCAACGUUGUAGUCGCGGCGUUAACGCAACAGAACAAUAAUUAAAUGUGCGUUCAGAUGCGCAAUGCGAAAUAUUAGGUGUCAGCGGGAACGUAGCGACGCUGCGGUAAGAUUCACGCUUCUUGAAUUAACGUAUCUUAUGUACAUACUACCUGCAGCUAACUUCCGAGAUGUCAUAGAGUUUGAAUCGGACUACACUUAAUAAUUGGUAAUGCACGAAAACAAAUUGUAUAUAAUAAAAAUAGAAAUUAUGAACUUUAGACGUAUAUUUAAAUAAAAAAAGAGUGGUUGAAAAAGUGUUAUUCCGAGAAUAUUAGGGCGAAACUGAAAGGAAGACAAAAAAAUCGCAAUAUUUAUUUCCCCACUUGGCCGCACAUUUUCUGAGCAAAAGGAACGCUAAUAAGAAGGGCUUGUGUAUUACUUAAGUCUUUAAUAUUUAUGUAUUAUAUAAAUGAUGAACUAUGUUACUGUAAUGUAGGUUAGAUAGAUGCUAGCAACAAAUUUUAUGAUUAUGUUAGAGUGCGCGAGAGAAGAUAAGUUGCGCAUGGCCAAAAUCGGAACUAAUCAAAAGUGUUGCCAUCUAGUCGUCUAUCUCUAUCUAUCUCUUGGCGGGUAAAAGAGAUCACUGAUGUUGGCAACAUAAUAGCACUGCCAGCCGCAGACUUGUCUUGCGCGCACUCUAUCCGCAAAUAACUUUCAAAUGAAAUCCCAAUUAACAGUAAGUUUAUAUUAAUGAUGUUUUUUAUACUUAUACAAGCCUUAUGUUAUUUUUACUAUAGCAAAAUGCAUUGCAUUCUCUUUGCGUUAAAAUAACGAAAUCAAAUAUGUAAUUAGCUAGUGCCAUAUUCCGGCAUCUAUGAAUAUAGACUCCCCGCUACGAAAAAAGUCCCGUGACUAAAACCUGCACUAAAAUUGACAGCGUCUUACACAAAUGACAAUAAGACCGCCAUUGUCAAAAGACAAAGACAAUGAGCGCCAUUAAGACAUUAUCACCGCGUCUACAGGACUAGUUUUGUGGCGCGGAGUAUAGUAUGCACUUCCGAGUCCGCUCUGAACACGAGGCGUAUGGUUGCGCAUAAUGUACAAACCAGUGAACUUGAGUGUUGCAACUUCAGAGCGGAUAUAGAAGUAUAACGCAUACUCUACCUGUAUCCUGUAUUUUAGUUCAAAUGCUAAGUCAAUCAAUCCUCCUCGGAAAUAUUAUUUUAGGUUUGAUUUUUAAUAAAAUUGGUAAAAAUCGAGGUGCGAAUAAUAUUUAUCGCUUAUUUAUGUUUUAAGUAUUACGUCAUUUUAUGAUUUUAAUUUAAGUAGAAUAAAUAAUUUACGCGUACAGUGUUAAAAAUGUGAAUUUCCUGUUUAACAAAUGCUUAAUGCAGUGGAUUUAUUUAUUUUUCUUAUUUUUUGGGGGACCUGAAUUGCAACUAAAAAUUCCAUUUCCCACCAAAUUCCUAUAAUGUUUACAGUGAUAACUGAAUACUGAAAAUACUAUACAUACCUAUAUCAAUGAUUUUAAACUAUUAGAUACGUUACGUGCCUACGAAAUUACCGCAAAAACCGUUUCAAACUCAGCUAUUAGCGGACACACUCACAAUUAUUUUGUGUUUACUUCACUUUAUAUUUAUAGUUUUUAGACUUCCUGAAUACAACUCGGCAUUGUAGACAAUAUUUAGGUGUUAAUAUUAUUGUGCUCAGGUUAGAGUGAAACCACACGGUGCGGUGCGGCGCCGCACCGGAAACAUUUUGCCGCAUCACUGUACACAUGAGGUACGCGGCGCCGCAAUACGACACCGUUGCGACGUUGCGUGCGACGCAAAAUGUGUGCCUGUCACACGAUGCGCUCCGGCGUCGCACAGGACUUGCAACCACCGAGACGUGGCGGGGUGAAUGCGUUGCGACGUCGGGGUGGCAUCGCUCAGUUGUUUAUGCCAAUGAGUUAUUAACAUACUGCCCAAUGUUGCUAUGGCGCCGCUGCGACAUAACAACCUUGCGGCGUCGCACCGCUCGUGUGCCCGCUGAUACGGUGAAAUCGUACGAUUUGCGAUGCGGCGCCGCAACGCAUCGCAAAUCGUACGUAAUACCUACUCGAAAUAUCAAUUGUUUUUUUAUGGCAGCUUUCUUUCAAUCACGAUAUAGUUUUAGUAAUUUGUGUGUGGGCUUUUCUUUUAUAACAUAUUUAACUUAAUAUUGCUCUAUAUUUAUAGUUCAACUUAUAUCGUUUUCUGUAAAUGAUUAUUAGGUACCUGAUUUAUGUACUUAUUUCUAUUCUUAAUUAUCUAAUAUGAGUGAAUGCCUCUUAAUAAACACUUAUAUUUAUUAUUAAA
This is a messenger RNA of Bicyclus anynana (squinting bush brown), 8891 nucleotides long. RefSeq names its product E3 ubiquitin-protein ligase TRIM9 (gene Trim9). Bases 207 to 2345 code for a protein of 712 amino acids. The record is from RefSeq and is a predicted model, not a curated record. The transcript is spliced from 9 exons. NCBI's taxonomy places the organism in Eukaryota, Metazoa, Arthropoda, Insecta, Lepidoptera, Nymphalidae. Gene Ontology annotation, molecular function: zinc ion binding; protein binding.